Molecule: messenger RNA, 1416 nt
Organism: Aspergillus nidulans FGSC A4
Lineage: Eukaryota; Fungi; Ascomycota; Eurotiomycetes; Eurotiales; Aspergillaceae
Gene: she9
Product: protein she9
Exons: 2
Coding region: 1-1416 (471 amino acids)
Cellular component (GO): mitochondrial inner membrane
Source: RefSeq, a predicted model, not a curated record
AUGCAAUCGAUGCCAUGGCUAUUUAGACAAUCUCUACGGACGGGUCUGAAUUUAUCGAGAACAUCCCUUCCCGGUCGAUCGCCAAUUUCUCCAGCUCCUAUUUCCAAAGUUCAUUCCAAAACAGCAAGGCGAAACUUCUCAGUCUGUUUACGAUGCCAUUUCCGAUACCAACCAUCCCUUCGCUCUGAUGAAAUCAAGAGGUCAACAGAUGAGAAACAGGACAAGAAAAUAGAAGAACCUGUGAUUGCCUUGGGUGCACCGGAGAGUACUCAAGCAGAGCCCAAUGCGGGGGCCCAGGACACUUCGCAGACUGCAGACACGGUACACACACAGGGACAGGAAGGGAAGAAGGAGGAUGAGCCCGGCUCAACACAGAAUGGAGGCCUCCCUUCAUAUAUCGAGGAUCGUCGGUCGCAAUUUUCUAAGCAGUUCACCACAUGGAUGGACAAUCUGCAGUCAAAUGUCUUCGUGGCGGGCCAGCGGCUGAACGACUUGACUGGUUACUCUUCCAUCGAAGCCCUCAAAAGGAAUAUACAGGAGCAAGAGAAACGCCUCCGAGCCGCUCGCCAUCGAGUCCGAACAGCGAAAGAAGCUUACGCAGCCGCAAUCAACCGACGGUCAACAUCGCAACGUGAGGUAAACGAACUACUACAGCGUAAACACGCCUGGUCGCCGGCGGAUCUGGAACGAUUCACACAUCUAUACCGCAACGAUCAUACAAAUGAGGUUGCCGAAAAUGAAACGCAGGAAGCGCUCUCAGCGGCCGAGCGCGAGUCGGAAGAGGCUGCUGCCAGUCUCACCAAGAGCAUCCUUUCUCGCUAUCACGAGGAGCAAGUCUGGUCGGAUAAGAUCCGUCGUAUGAGUACAUGGGGGACCUGGGGCUUGAUGGGCGUCAAUGUCCUCCUCUUCCUGAUCUUUCAAAUAGCCGUCGAGCCUUGGCGCCGAAAAAGACUCGUCAAGGGAUUUGAGGAGAAGGUCCUCGAGGCCAUUGAGAAGGAAAAAAUCCUUGUUCACAGCCAGCCCGUACCACCUGUCGAAUUCACUGCUACCCAAGACGCUCACUCUCCCACCUCCGGUCUUGUCACCCCAUCUCCUGGAGAUAAUAUCGCUUCAGAAGAAUCCUCUGAGGCGACUGUGGCCGCGAAUACACCAACGACAACCGCCGAAGACGAAGCUUCGGGGAGCAUGGCUCCAGAGAACAUAACAAGCAGCAGUCUAGAGUCCUACAAACCUCCUUCGUUGCAGUCUCUCCUAUCAUCUAUGUCCAUCGAAUGCUGCCGUCAAUACAUACAUUACCUGCUCAGCGAGAGCCCCGUCACCGUCACACAACGCGAUAUUUCUGUAGUUGCCGCCACAAGUGCCGCAGCCGGUGCCACUCUUAUGGGUUUGGUUGUCGCCUUGAUUCGUUCACAGUGA